AUGUCUUUCGGAAAGCUUUACUCCUACCCUGGAAACACCAGGACCAUCGCGGCCGAGGCUGUGGCCAAGGCCAACGGCUUGGAGCUUGAGGUUGUCCCCACCAUGCCCAUCCAGGGUGUCUCUGCCGAGUUCAAGUCCAAGUUCCCUCUCGCCAAGAUCCCUUCUUUCGAGGGUGCUGACGGCUACAAGUUGACCGAGACUUUCGCUAUUACUGUCUACCUCGCCAGCCAGAACGAGAAGACUGCCCUCCUCGGUAAGACCAAGAGCGACUACGCUUCCGUCCUCCAGUGGAUGUCCUUCGCUUCUACCGAUCUCUGGAGCUCUUUGGCCCAGUGGUUCGUUCCCAUCUUGGGAUACAUUCCCUACAACAAGAAGAACGUUGACGACGCUGAGAAGAAGACCAACGACUACGCCGCCUACCUUGAGAACUACUUGAAGACCAGGACUUUCCUCGUCGGUCAGCGCAUCACCCUUGCCGACCUUUACCUUGCUUGCCACAUCGCCCCUGGCUUCAAGUUCUUCUUCGAUGCUGCAUGGCGCCAGCAGCACCCUGCCUUGACCCGCUGGUACACUACUGUUGUCAACCAGGAGAUGUACAAGGCUGUUGCCGGUGAGGCUGUUCUUGCCCAGGAGGUCACCAAGUACACCCCCCCUAAGAAGGAGAAGAAGGAGGAGAAGCCCAAGAAGGAGGCUGCCCCUCCCAAGAAGAAGGAGGAGAAGCCUGCCAAGAAGGAGGAGGAGGAGGACGACACCCCUAAGGAGGUUAAGGCCAAGCACCCUCUCGAGGCCCUUGGUGCUCCCAAGUCCAUCCCCCUCGACGAGUGGAAGCGUCAGUACUCUAACAACGACACGCCCGUUGCCCUCCAGUGGUUCUGGGAGAACUACGACUCCAACGACUACUCUCUCUGGAAGAUCGACUACAAGUACAACUCUGAGUUGACCCAGGUUUUCAUGUCCUCCAACCUUAUUGGUGGUUUGUUCGCCCGUCUCGAGGCUUCCCGCAAAUACUUGUUCGGAUCCGUCGGUGUCUACGGAGAGAACAACAACUCCGUCAUCACUGGUGCUUUCCUUGUCCGUGGCAAGGAUUUCAAGCCCGCUUUCGAGGUUGCCCCUGACUGGGAGUCCUACGACUUCAGCCCCAUCGACCCCUCCAACGCUGAGCAGAAGAAGUUCCUUGAGGAGGCCUGGGCUUGGGAGGGAAGCUACGAGGGCAAGGCCUACGCCGACGGUAAGGUCUUCAAAUAA
Molecule: messenger RNA, 1245 nt
Organism: Saitoella complicata NRRL Y-17804
Lineage: Eukaryota; Fungi; Ascomycota; Saitoellomycetes; Saitoellales; Saitoellaceae
Product: 40S ribosomal protein S3aE
Exons: 3
Coding region: 1-1245 (414 amino acids)
Biological process (GO): translational elongation
Cellular component (GO): nucleus; cytoplasm
Molecular function (GO): translation elongation factor activity
Source: RefSeq, a predicted model, not a curated record